AUGCCGCCGCUCCGGCCUCGAUUGCUCCCGACUGCGCGCUCGAGGCUGGCCGCCGCGCCGCCGGGAAGCAUCGAUUGGUUUGGCCUGCCGCCGCGGUACCCCGGCAUAAAGCGCUUCGCCGAGUCCCUCUGUCCCGGCUCCGGACCGGGUCUCCCCGGUGUCGGGCAGGGGCUUAAGUCCGCUCCGCACCGGCUCGGGAGCGCGUCGUUGUCUCGCGUGGGACUGUCGCUGUGCUCCCUCCGUAGUGCCAAGAAGAGCCGAGGCCAGCAAGAGUCACGGUGGAGGUGGCUGAAGGCAGCGGUCCUCCUCUCCUCCGCUGCCGCCGGUGGCCUCCUGAGCUGGAGCUACCUGAGGGCCGAGGACGGGGUCACGGAGGUGCUGGCUCAUCACAGCGAGAACCUGCAGGACAAGUUCGUUGAGAUCCCCUGCUCUGAGGACUACAACAGCCACAAAAGAUUUGAAGGGUGCACUCCUAGAAAGUGUGGAAGAGGUGUGACUGAUGCAGUAAUCACAAGGGAAGAAGCUGAAAGAAUCCGUAGAAUAGCAGAGAGGGGACUGUCCUUGGGAGGAUCUGAUGGAGGGGCAUCAAUUUUGGACUUGCACUCUGGAGCUCUUUCACUGGGGAAGCAUUUUGUUAAUCUGUACAGGUACUUUGGGGACAAAAUUCAAGACAUCUUCACAGAAGAGGAUUUUGCAUUAUAUCGUGAUGUGAGACAGAGAAUUCAACAGAGGAUUGCUCAGGCGUUUGGUAUCAACUCUGCUUCCAUGUACCUGACUAAGCCAACGUUCUUCUCAAGAAUAAACAACACUGAAGCCAAGACAACACAUGAUGAAUACUGGCACCCACAUGUUGACAAGGUGACUUAUGGCUCUUUUGACUACACUUCACUGCUCUAUCUCUCUGAUUACACUGAAGAUUUUGGUGGUGGACGGUUUGUGUUUAUGGAUGCAGGUUCCAACAAGACAAUAGAGCCCCGAGCAGGCCGGGUUUCCUUUUUCACCUCUGGAUCAGAGAACCUUCAUCGGGUAGAAAAGGUUCACUGGGGCACUCGCUAUGCCGUCACCAUCUCCUUUACGUGCAACCCAGACCAUGGCAUUGGGGAUCCAGUCUUGAUGUAAUUCCUCUGGGGAUGGAACAUGAGGUCAAAUGGAAUGAGAGAAGCCCUGCAAAAGGAGAAGAAAAAGGGAGAUAACUCUUACAACCUCACAUUCAAUUAGACUUUCCCAGCUGUAUUAAUAUAUUGCAAUACACUUUGUUUUCACGUCCUUUUCCAUAAAUGUUGCAAAUGGUGCCUUAAAGACCAUCUAAAAUUUGGCGUAUUCUGAAAAUGGUUUGUCUUCAUGUCCUAAAGGAAUAGGCUACAAAGAAGAGUUCCAGAGUAGGCUCUUUUUUUAAAAUUUUUUUUUAAUUCUUCAGUUUAAAAGAUACAAUCUUUUGGACCAUGUCUUGAUAUGACUCCCCAUGCUGCUGUUACCUCUUUAUUUAGUCUCUUCAGUUACUAAUGCAAUGUAGAAAGUUUGACUUAAGUUAAUAGAGCAAGAUGAGUGUUAUUCUUCUGAACAUACCUUCUGUUGAGACAAAUGUAUUCUCCUUAGCAUGGGCAUUAGCGGGCAAUACACAUGUGGUUUGACUACUGGGACUUACUUGAACUUUUUUUAUUGAAUUACUACAGAGAUAUUUUCUGCUACGAACAGGGACUAGUUAAUACAAAAUCAGAAAUACAAUUCUCUGGCUGGCUAGAAAGCCUAUUGCUUUUGGAUUGCAAAUGCUUUGUGCUAGGGAAUGUCACUGCAUUAGAUACCUUUGAUCAGAAUGCAGCAUUCCCAACUCAUCUUGUUUUCUUUGGGUCUUAAUGAAAAUGAUCAGUCUCCUGGCUGGAAGCCUGGUGUUAGGGUUAUUAAGAGCUCUUUAUGGAGAUGGUUUGACCAUGUAACCCUGUACAUUAAGUAAAUAUUAAAAAGGAGAGCUGGGCAGAGGUAUUCAGACAGUCCUCUGGAUUCAUCUGAGCAUUCAUCAUUACCUAAUUCCCAGGUAGGGCAGUGUGGUUUGGGAGGGGCACAGCUGAGAAAAAAACCCUAGUUUUAUUGUGGUUUUCCAUCUGCCAGUUCUGGCCGCCUCCAACUCAAUCCUGUGAACCCUGGCUUGCUGCUUGGAAGGCUGGGUAACAAAACUCCAUGGACCAGUGGACUGUGCCAUGUGGGGUCUGAUGAGGGAAACUGGUGUCCACCUGUACUUUAAAUUGAUAUGGUCUCAAGUUAGGGCUUUGUUGUAAAACACUUUGAAAAUAUCUAUUUAUUGGGCCUACAUGAAAUCUUAAGACCAAGUUGGAGGAAGCUUGGGUUUUUUGUUAUUGUUGACACAACUGCGAAUCUUAUGUUGUGAAAUACUGUGUUUUAUCUUGUUCAAAACAAUGUUUUAUCUGCUUCAGAAAGUCUCAAUAGCUCUUACUGGACUUCUCUUUCUCAGCUUAGUAUGAAGACUUCUUUCUGUUAACUAGGACCAUUAGUCUGUGGUGUCCUUGAAUAAUAAAUUGCAAGGACUUAAGAGAAGAGGGGAUGAUUGCAUUGCAGUACCGAUAAAAUAACAUCUAAAUGCAUAAUCUUGCCAAUUACCUUACUUUCUUAUUACAGUCAAAGAUUUUUAUGGGUUGGCGCAUCAGUAAGUGAACGGUAGGAAAAUAGAAUUUGAUUGAGGGGAAAAAAAUUAGGAAGCAAACACGUUGAUUUGUUUUACUAGUAGUCUAUAUAAUUUGUGUGAAACACUUUGAAAAUCUGGGAAUGUGCUUUGAUUUUUUUUUUUUAAUUUGUUUAUUAUGUAUACAGUUUUUACUUUUUAGUCUACCCUUUUAUGGAAAUAAUAAGUAUUGGGGAGGAUUACACCGAAAAUCCAUAUAAAUAGGAAUGAUGACAGGACACUUGGACUUGUUCUAUUGUGAUUGUUCUCAUUUGGCACACCAGCGAGAUUGGUCUUUUGUAAUUUCAUUUCUUUGUUCUCAAACUUGA
Messenger RNA from Haliaeetus leucocephalus (bald eagle), 3003 nucleotides. RefSeq names its product 2-oxoglutarate and iron-dependent oxygenase domain containing 3 (gene OGFOD3). Gene Ontology annotation, cellular component: membrane. The record is from RefSeq and is a predicted model, not a curated record. The transcript is spliced from 9 exons. Gene Ontology annotation, molecular function: iron ion binding; oxidoreductase activity, acting on paired donors, with incorporation or reduction of molecular oxygen; L-ascorbic acid binding. Bases 1 to 1119 code for a protein of 372 amino acids. NCBI's taxonomy places the organism in Eukaryota, Metazoa, Chordata, Aves, Accipitriformes, Accipitridae.